GUAACUGAUGUUUAUAGUAAUAAACUUAGUUAACAAAAGGAAGUGACAUGCAUUAAAAAUUAAGAAAAUAAUUUCAUAAAAUAAAUAGCAGAGAAACUCAAAAGCAACUUGGAUUACUACGCGCAAAUUAUAAAGAAUUCAACCACAACAGAAAUAAUUACACGGGAACUCUGGAGAACAUGCAUCUGUGUAUAGAUACGCGUAUGUUUACAUGCUAACUGUAGCUUUCUGAAAGCUGUCUGGCAUAAUUGGAGACUACGAAUUGGAUUGACGGAUUUGGAUACUCAAUUAUUUUAGUUUAAAUGGAUUAUUUCGAUACAUCUGAAAUAUUAUGAAAAGGUCUAUUACCAAGGAAACUAAAAGAAAUACUAUCCAUAAGGGAAUUUUCAAUGCACUGAAUCGUUUAUUCGUUGACUAUCGAACUGCAAAAGUAAAUCAAAUCACACACUUGUCAACAUCAGAAGUACGAAAGAGAAGGAAGUAACUACGCACGCGCAAUUUAUAUCACACAAGUUUUUACAUAACUUUAUAAAAACACAUCACAAAUCAAUCAACUAAACAUAGCGAAUAUGCAAGUUACGCCACAGUCUAUACAACCCAGCUUGAAACAUUGCACUAGCAACAGCAACAGUAGUAGCAUCAGUAGCCAAAGUAGCAACCACAUCAACACUAACAACAUGAACUCCACCGUCAACACACAACAACAACAGCAACAGCCAGCCAACAACUGCACAAUGUUCACAGCGCCGACGACGACGCCAUUAUCGUCUACGCUAGCGCAUAGAAUACAAAGUCCUAAGUUACUGCCACCGCCCACCGCCUCGACGACAUCAACCACUGGUGCAGCCACAGCGGCGUGCGCGCGUAGCCCGUCGCCGGAUGGUACACAGGACUACGAUGUGACGCGAAUGCGUGAGGAGGACUUUGAACGGCUGGCCGUUUACAUAGUGCCCGACGUACAGUGCGAGCGUGGCGUACUGAAUCGGGCGGAUCGCACGCUGCCACGCAGCCUAACACUAAAACCGUCAAUGGUUUUCUCAACGCCAAAUGUUAAGACUGAAGGAGUUUGGAGCACUGGUGUCAUACCGCGCGGCACACGUUUUGGCCCCUUUGAAGGCGUUCCAACUCCAAAUUAUCCCAACGAUACAAAUAAGGCGCGCUAUUUUUGGCGGAUCUUCAAAGAUGAUGACUUUUACUACCUGGAUGGGUCGGACCGCGCGCAAGCAAACUGGAUGCGUUACGUUGCCUCUGCAUACAGCUUGUGCGUAAUGAAUUUGGUGGCAUGUCAACAUCAGGAAAACAUCUACUUUUACACAACGCGUGACAUUAUGCCCAAUGAAGAGUUAAUGGUGUGGUAUUGCAAGGAUUUCGCACGACGGCUUGGUUACGACGUAGACCCAGAGCGUACGAUUUUUGGCGCUUGUAAGCAGUCUGUUGACGAAGAUGAUGAUGCCGAAGCAGAUGGAGAAGAAGAAGAUGGUUCAGCACUUCCACCAGGUUCUACCUUAUUGCAAGGGCACAAGGCAAAGAUGAGAUCGAAUUCGCCAUAUUGCAUGCCCGCCCCAGAAAUACCUCCAGAAGUUGCGUACAAUCAUAUCACCUACGUUAUGGGUCUGCCGAUUCCGCCUUUGCCUGCUGUCACGUGCAACGCACCAGGUGUAAGUAAUCGGGGGUCAAUCACUCCGAGUCCCUCGCCUCCCAUCUGCCGGGACAAUACCGUUGGUCAAACGCAACACUUGACUGGCCUGCCACAUAUUCACCACGCCCAAUCCUCACAGCAACAGCCUGCCUCAAAACAGCAGAGUACGCAUCAAUUACCACAGCAUGCCCAGCUGCCAUCACACCUGCAACACUAUCAACACAUUCAACAGCACCAAACCGUCUUACACCUUAAACAGGAGCCUGGUUCUUCAGUAAUUGUGCGAGACCGUUCGCCGGCGAAUAGCGAGUGUGGCAUUAAGGACGUUAAAGAGGUUGUUGGUUCUCCAAUUCAGCAUAAAGAUCCUCAAUAUGAACAUCAACUGACGCCAAACGACGGCAGUGUGCGCUCAGUGCGUUCGGAUGAAGGUUAUCAUAGCAACGAAUAUCAUGAAGAUGGUCUAACGCCUCCCGAGGACUCCAGUGACAGUGAGAGCGAAAAUAAUUAUGUAUUGGAUUGUUCAAAGAAAGCCAUUGCCCCAAAGGAAACGGUUAUAACGCAUCCUCAGAAGGCGGCUGUUGCUGCGGCACUUGCUGCAGCCACAGCUGCUGCUAACAACAAUAACAAUACGGGUAGCAGCAACACAACUGCCCCGGUGGUAACGCCCGCGGUGGUCUCGCCUGCAGUUACCAUGGAUUGCGAUGACAAAAAUGAGUAUCGCAAGUUCAAGGUGAAAAUGCCGCUCAAAUAUGAGUUCAAAAAUAGUAAAUUAGCCAUUAAGACUGAGGCCGUGUGCCACCUCAAUAAUGCAACCAACACCAAACCAACGAACAGUGACGCACUACCUAUAGAGGGCGCUACCUCUAGCGAAGAUGAUCUGCUUUCUGCCAACGAGGCUAUACCAACUUGCACCUCCUCAACACAACUGGACGACGAGACGAUGGAAGUGGAUCAAUCGCCAGGCUCAACCACGCAACACCGUGCAUCAAGCACAGUCAUUGUGGUAGACCAUGCGCUCUCCAGCGCAAGCAGCCAUUCGGGGCGCAGUAUUGUGCCAAUCAAAAAGGCAUACUAUGAAGCCGAGACGAGUUCACCACCACCCCCAGCUACACAUUCUGCCGCUGCGGCAGCAGCUACCGUCGCUUAUAUGCGAUUUACACCUCCCUCCUCGAGUAUACUCGAGACUAUACUUACGGGCCAACACCGACUCGAAGCUGCAGCCGCAGCGGCAGCAGCUUGUCGCCAAGCUAAUGCAGCCACUCCACCACCCUCGUCUCCCACAGAAAUGGCAUACUCGUACAAGAAAUCGCAUCGCUAUGGCAAUGCUGUUAGUCCCGAUUCUAGCUCAAACCUAGCACAAGCCCCCGAUAUACAUGCCUCGUCCAUACACGAAACCGAAUUGUUAAUUGCAUCAUCACGCGGCAGCAUUAAGGGCGAAUGUUCACCACCUCCACCACCAGGCCAUCAUGUGAUAUACUCUCCUGCGCACGGAGCACACAGCGCCUACAUGUCAGAUGAUCAUCAAACUCCUCCCUACUCGGCGUACUCACCUUAUUCUAGCGGCAGUGUAAAUGGUGGUAUACCGGGUGUGGGGCACCCCCUGUCACAUGUGCCCACAUCUACCUUUCACUCACCCCCGCACAGUUCGCACUCGCCUUUUGACCGUCAUUCGAAUGCGUCCAAUGGGUCCACACCUAACCUACACCUACUACAGUCCAACUCUAAGAUGUUAAUGCAACCACUACGCAUCUCCCCGCCCCAUAGCUUGAGCCCGGAUGGAAAUUCAUGUCCGCGCAGUGGCAGCCCACUCAGCCCAAACUCGUUGGGUUCACGGGGCUAUCGCUCGCUGCCAUAUCCGUUGAAGAAGAAAGAUGGAAAAAUGCAUUACGAAUGUAAUGUAUGUUGUAAAACUUUUGGUCAGCUAAGCAAUCUUAAGGUUCAUCUGCGUACGCAUUCCGGCGAGCGGCCGUUCAAAUGUAAUGUCUGCACGAAGAGCUUCACACAACUCGCGCAUUUACAGAAACAUCAUUUGGUGCACACUGGCGAAAAGCCACAUCAAUGCGACAUCUGCAAAAAGCGAUUCUCCUCGACAUCUAAUUUGAAGACCCACCUGCGCCUGCACAGCGGCCAAAAACCAUACGCGUGUGACCUAUGCCCGCAGAAAUUCACCCAGUUCGUUCAUCUAAAGCUGCACAAACGUUUGCACACUAACGAUAGGCCAUACGUAUGCCAAGGCUGUGACAAAAAGUACAUUAGUGCCUCGGGUCUGCGUACACACUGGAAGACGACGAGCUGCAAGCCCAAUGAUCUGGAGGAAGAACUAGCGAUGGCUGCAGCGGCGACAUCAGAAUGUUUGGAUAAAGAUCUGCCAGAGCCCGAUUCUCGCGAGGCCUUUGAGCACAUGCAGCAACAAAUACAUCCGCAUCUGCGACACAUGUCCGCCGGCGGUAGUUCGAGUAGUACCGGUGCCGCCCACCCAUCCCCGCCACGUCUUAUUUCCAUCAAUCCUCACCACCAGCACCAGCCACAACAACAACAAACACAUGCACAUCUGCAACAGCAGCACGCUGCCAUGCUCCAACAACAUGCCGCAUCACAACAACAUUUAUCAGCAGCGCCUUCAAAUUCUGCCGCCGCCAGCAUGAUAAUCAGCACAACAGGGAAUCAACAGCACCAUCACGGCCACCAACAACAACACCUACACCAACAGCAACUGCUCCAGCAUCAGCAAUCACACCCGCUAAAGUUUGCCGUCAAACAACAAAUGCAUUUGUUACCUCCCGGCACAGCCAGUAAUAGUUCGAGUGCAGCAUCGGCCGCAGCAGGUGGCACAAAUGACACUUACAUGGGUGUUUCGCAUGCUCAAGCGGCCGCAGCAGCAGCACACGCAGCAGCGGCGGCGGCACAUGCCGCAGCAGCACACCAACAUGCACAAAAUCAAGAAAGUCGACCGUCGGUGAUCGAGUCGAGCCAACCCAUGAUAAUCGAGUGCACGUAGAACGGUGAGCGUGAAUAGAGAUGGGACAGAGAAAAUUGAAUUAAGCUGGGAAAGUUACGGUUGAAGUGUAUAGAGCAGAUCGAGUUCGUAGCUGAGCUGAACUAAGUUCAACAGUCACUCCUAUUUCGCUCUACAUAUAGAGCUGCCCCAGGCAUGGCAACUCUGAGCUGGAGUACCAUGUACCCACAAACCGAAGAAAAAGAAUAGUGCAAUAUGAAAAUGUGAAAGCUCAUUUCGAACACUUUUGAUGAUGACGGCGCUUUAAAUUCAAAAUUGUCGAAACUGAGUUGUUUACAUACUCACUGAGCUAAAAAAUAAUGGUAUUACUAAUUUAAUAGUCGACUUCAUUUUAUAAUUAGUAAAUUUAAUGAUUGGAUAUAUGUACAUACAUGCAACUAGUUAAAAUAUACAUUUAUUGCUACAAAAUCAAUACAAAAACAAUAACACAACUACUCAUUUUAACCACUUGAAUAAGAGCCUUGAUGGGCAAGUGAUGAUUUGUAGUACGACAUACAAAACAAAAUUUUUCAUUUCUUGAAAAGAUCUCAAAAUUGGCAGCCAAUUAAUUUGCAGAACAUUUAUUUUUGAUAAACAUAAAAAUUUAACACAAUUCUUUAUGUGAGCCAAGGGUGGCGUAGAACCGCGAGUUUUAUACGUGGAAAUUAUGCAUCUAGUAGUAGUUAUGUAAUUUAGUUGUAAUUACAAAUAGCAGUAAGACAUGCAAAACUAAGUCCUGUUAAGUCUUUAAACCAUAUUUGUCUCUUUGGCUAAAUUUAAUUGCAAAAUGCAUUUAAAAUCAGCAUUGUAUUGUACUAAAAUUAAAUUUUAACAAAUUUACAUGCAAACAUACAUACAAACGUUUAUUAGCAGAAAUCGCAAAUAUGUUUAAGAAAAGUUGCCUUACUUUUAUUUUCAUCGAAUCGACUGUUGCGCUGGGCCGUUAUCUUUUGUGCAAUGUUGAUUGAGAAUUAAACGAUGAACAAGCAACAGUCAUAUGCACAUAUAUGUAUGUGCAUAUAUGUAUAGAAGCUAACGAAAAGUUGAAAGCUAAGUGGGCCUGAUCACUGCAACGAUUUCAAAGGUUUACCAUACUUUACUUUACUUACAAGAAAGUUCCGUAAAAUGCUCGUGUUCAUGAGCAGUUCUGGAAAAUUUGUCUAUUGCUUGAAAAUCAGUAAUAUUUUCUUUUUAUACUUAAUUAAUUACAGAAAGAAGGUUAAGCUGAAAUUGAAAUUAACUUGUGUGCCUUGAGAUUUUGUGUGACAUUAUUUAAAGUUCUUGCAAUUAAUGUUUAGAAAAUAAAACUUGCUUCUGAAAAUAUGUGCUUUUGAAACAUUGCGAGUACUUUCGCUUUCAACUGUCGUUUCUAGGACCAUCCUGCAACACCUGCACGCUAUGAAGUCGGCGCGAAAUUCAGCGACUGAAAUAGGUUUUGUUGAAUUAUGAAAAACAAAAAGAAAAUUAAUGUAAUUAAAAAACAAAAAAUUGUAUUCAAAAUUUUCCGCAUAUCUUGUUAUUCGAGAUUUGUAGCAACAACCACAAACAGCGCUGAAUUAGUGUAGAUAUAUUUCAAAGUUAAAUUAAUAAAAGCAUUGCACAUACUUAGGAUUUACUUGGACGAUACUGUAAAUACAUACAUAUAUACAAUACUUACGCAUGUAAAAUAACAUUUAUGUAAUAUAUGAAUAGCAAAAUCCACACAUACAUAGAACAUUGUACGAAGUAAGUUUAUAGAAAUUUACUUGAAAUAUUUAGUAUUAGACAACACACAAAUAUUACACACAUACACACAUAUAUACAUUUACUUAUAAAUAUAAAAAACCAAUCGUAUAUAAACUGUAUAUAAAAUCAUACGUAACGUGGCAUGUGAAGGCGUGGGCACGUUAGCAAAACUUAGCUGAAGAUCGGUGCUUUUUGAACUGUUUCUAUUUGUACAAUUUUAAUGUAUUGUAUUAUUAUCGAAAACAAAAUAAUAAGUAAAUAUUGAAUUAAAUAUUUUUCCAAAAAACUUAAAUGGAGCCAAAUGGACAUAAGGAAGAUAUUUCAUAUAAUUACUGUUAAAAAUAUGUUAAAUAACUACUAUACAUUAUUAAAUAUUAAAAUAUGUACUGAUACAUUUAAUUGUCGAAUAGUAAAUAGUUUUAAUAUUAAGCUUAAUAUAUGCAUCAAAAUACGAAAUCAAACACUUAAACACGUUUGGCUUGUAAACACAUAAAAACUUUACUUAUACCAAAUUUUUGAAAACAUACUACAAAUACAAAAGAGAGUAUCGAAAAUACUAUUUUCCAAAUUCUUAAAAUUAUUUGUUUUUUUCUUCAGUCCCCUGUUAUAUAGUUGGAUUUAUUAAUCAUUUAUUUUUUUGUUGCUACUUUUAUUUUUAUUUAAUUUGGAUAUUUAUUUUUAUGUUUGAGCGAAUUCAAAAAUUUGUUUCAAUCCCACACACAAACAUCAUAAAACUGGAAAGAAACUAAGACAGUGCUUGCGCCUGUCAAUCAAUUGUUACGAAGAAACCCUUUUUUAAACAAUUCACGUCUUUUGGUGGGAAAUAAUAAACCGCCGCUUGAAUUCUGUCAUUAUGCGUGCAUCCCAGAAGUUUUCAAAAUUCGAAGAAUCUAAGCAGAGCAUAAUGCUAAUUGUAUUGCUUUGCAGCAGCCUGUGUGAAAAACUUCUAUUUUCUGAUACAAAAGGAUUUUUGUUAAUUUUCUCCAAUGUAAGUGAGACCUUCUCUGUUGUGGAACUUUUAUCCUUCACAUUACAAAAACUCAAUCUUAUUCUGUGACAGUAAAUUUUAAUAAUUUUAGCAAUACUGUGGCUAUCAACAUGAAAGAAAAAACACGAUUUUGAUUUUAUAUAUUUUUCAAUUAGACUCAGUGACAAUGCUCUGUAUUUUUUCUUCUGCGUUAAUCUUAUUUCCCGGUGUAGUUCCAUUUGGCUCGCAAUCACUAGCUUUAUUAGUUGUCUCUCUGCUUCGCAAAGUUGCGCUAGUUAUUCAAACAAAAUGUAAACAGCAUCUUAGUUCUUUGUUUCAUUUCGCAACCAUUGGUGCCGAAACGAGCUAUCUAUUCAAUAGAUAAUCAACAUUCUUAUGCAUGAUAUAGCCAAGUCAAUGUAGUUGUUGUAAACGCAUAUUACUUACAAUGUUCAAGAUUCGUACAGCUCAGCAUUGAGUGUUCUCUGGUGUCCAAUUACGAUGCGGACAAAAUCAUAGAUCCAGCCCGGAAUAUCUUCUGAAAUUGUAAAGUACUUUUAAAGAAAACUAAGAACCAUUAUAUUUAUGCCAUGAAAGUUUGAAACCAUGAAACUAGGCUUUUGUUCAAGUAACCUUGAUUUGGUUCUCAACAAUUAAGUACUCAUUCAAUUUUUUAAGAAAAGCAAAAAUGGUCCAACAAACAUGAAAACAUCUACACCAUUUUUUUCAUAAGUUAGAAAGAAGGAUAUGGGAGUCAGCUUCUACCAUAACACCGUGCGACAGUAAAACCUAUCCGACCAAAUUUCAUGAACGUAACUCUCUAGGUUUUAUAUAUGUAGUAAUGCUACGUUUUUCAUGUUCUCAUCGAUUUAAGCUUUUGAGGCACUUUAAAGUUUCAAAGAACCACAUUUUCAAAAAAUAGUUUCAAAUCUUUAUGCUCUUUCUGUGAUAUAAAUAUGGAUUUUAAACGAAAGGGAACAUAUCCAGCUAUUCAAUUUUGUUUUACUUUUCGCCAGGACAAAUAUUGCACAAUAAUGUUUCUCGAGAAGUAUAUCCUGCAAAUGUGCUUGAACUUUCCUAAUGAAUUAUUUUAUGCUAUGAAAUGUAUUGCUAUGAAAUAAAGUAUACGAAAUGGGUACCCUGCUAAAGGUUUUGCCUUUGAAAUUUCAAGGUACUUAAAAAAAUUAACUUGAUGAGAAAAUUCAAAACUGAGUAUACACUAUUAAUAUGAAAAACUAUGGUCAAAAAUGAUAUUUGUACCCCGGUGUAAAUGGAUAUCUAAAUAAAAUAUUCAAUAAAAUAAGGCGAGUGUAAUUGGCAAUCUAUCAUACAUGAAUUAACUUCGCUAUCAUCUAAGGAUCAAACAAGAAGUAGUUUUAGUUACUAAACUCUUGACAGACUCACAUUCGGGUUACCCCAUUUUUGAAAUUUCAAUCAAAAUUACAUUUUUGUGAACUUUAACUACUGUUCUGGUGCAUAAGAACUCAGCAAUUGUAGUAAUAAAUAAUAAAGCGUAUUAUAGGCUAUAACUCCGUUGAUAGAUCCGGACUGCGGUAAUAAUUUUUUGAUUGUUCUACCACCGUCUAUAAAUUUUUAUAUGCCUUCAAAACGCACUUUCAACGGUUUAAAUCAACCUUUUUAUUACAUAGUUUUGAUUACUGCUCUGUCCUAAGUCUAUCAAGAGCGUGGUAGCAUUUCAAUAAUGCAUCACGUCAACUCGCUGCUUGCUUAAUUCCUAAAGUAAUUUUUUAACAAAUGGUACGAUUAAUUUCCAAUUGAAUAAAAAACGAUUGUUUUCGCGUCGCGGAGUCAAUUUUUACGGACCACUGAAAAAAAUGUGAAACGUGCAGUAAUACCCGAUUGAUACCUGGUUAACCUGAAACCUGUUUUUCAAGCUUCUGAAAACAAAUCUAACAUGAAGUAGCUCGAUGGUGAAAUUGAGCUACAUAUAAAAAAUUGGAUCGGCUAUUUUUGUGUAGGAAACUAUCAAACUUGAUUUAGUCAUUAGUAGUUGACCUAAAAUAAUCGGGAUAAUAUGCCCUUUCAUAUUACAACACUUAUUCUAACAGUCCUAUUUAACUAAUGAACACAUCUUGCAAAGAAUAACUUUCAUUUUAGCGAUUUAAAGUGAUUAAAAUUCGAUUGAAAUUGUAAGUGGUUCAAAUUGCCAUUGUAACCAUUUUGAAAUUGCAGCACCUAAUUUCUUAAAAAUGAACCCUCACCUUACAUCAAUAUUUUCGUCAUUUACACUUGCACACAUUUUCAACUUAAAGUCUUGUUUCUAAUUUCCCCUUAUGCGCCCAAUCAAACUUCUAAACGGAACGUUAAAAUCAAUUUUUUUUUCACAAAAUUUAUUUGGUCGGUUUUUCAUCGUAAUUCUCAUCAAAGGCAAUACGAAUCUGCUAACGGUUUUUCAUUCUUUCAUAAACUUUUUCAUAUACCUGCACUUUCCAGUAUAGGUUUCAGUGCUACCAGCGAAUUCGUUGCCCACCGUAGGCAAAUGAUGAUGUUUCUUGAUUUUUCGAAAGAAUUCAUAAUAUGCCACAGAGCGAAUACUGAAUUCCAGAUAGAAGUUUGACUGAAUGCCAAGUCCAGUCAAUAAAUUAAAUUCCUCUGAACAUUUAAAACCCUAAGCUCAACUUUUGAAUUUAUGGGAACUGUAAGAGUAAAAUUUAUACAAUAAUAAUUGUGAAGUAAACUCUGCGAUGGAAAAAUAAACACAAUAAAUAAGUGAGAAAGGUUACAUGAAUUUCUAAAAAUAAAUUCCUUAGUAAUAGCAACUAAAUUUAAGCUUACACUAUGAGGCUGAUUAAUUUAAGUAUUUAAGCGCUAAGCAAUAACUAUUGGAUUUACCUAGCUUCUACUAACACAUAUUUAUAUACAUACAUACACACAUAAAUGCAUACGUAUAUACAAUAUUAGCAAUGUAAUUAGUUUUAAUUUAGUGUGAAAAUGUUUUAGUGUAAUCGAAAUGCAUAUAGCCGAGUGUGAUAGAAUGUAAGCAAAAAAUGUUGGCAAACAAUCACUGUAAGAAGAAAAACACCAAUUCGCGUUAGAUGCUGAAAACCCGUUAAGGAUAACUAUGCAUAAAUAGCCGUACAUACAUAUGUACGUAUACGUACUAUAUACUAUAUAGCUAAUAAUUGUAUGUAUGUAUCUAAAUUUGAUUUGUUUAUUUCCUACCGAAUUUAUUUGUUAGUUCUUUUUUAAAUUAUUUUUUGUAUUUCAUUAAACUGAAUUUCUUAUUGUGUUGAUCACUGUUUUAGGAGUGUACGUAUGUGUAUGUGAAUUUGAUACUGAAUAGCAUAAUAUUUACAAUAGAAAUAAAUGAUUUGCCUACAUUUGAAAA
Anastrepha obliqua is the source of this 10675-nucleotide messenger RNA. It is a transcript of the gene Blimp-1, whose product is annotated as zinc finger protein rotund. The record is from RefSeq and is a predicted model, not a curated record. The transcript is spliced from 5 exons. Gene Ontology annotation, biological process: regulation of transcription by RNA polymerase II; cell fate commitment. Gene Ontology annotation, molecular function: histone deacetylase binding; DNA-binding transcription repressor activity, RNA polymerase II-specific; RNA polymerase II cis-regulatory region sequence-specific DNA binding. Gene Ontology annotation, cellular component: cytoplasm; nucleus. The coding region runs from base 570 to 4637 and encodes 1355 amino acids. NCBI's taxonomy places the organism in Eukaryota, Metazoa, Arthropoda, Insecta, Diptera, Tephritidae.